AUGAUAGAUAGAGUCGAGCGGUAGAAACUUAAAAAGCGUAGAACAUCAUUAAUUGAACUUCAUUCAUGGCUUCUAUCAUGAAGCAACAACAACGACGAGAUGACCAUCAUCAACAUGAUCAUGAUGCUCCUGACUUCAACUUGCGAGAAUGGGCUUUCAAGGCUCGUCUUUCUCGCGACAACACUAAUUCUCGAAGGUUUUCCGCUUCUCAUAUUAGAAGUUUUCGAGAAGACGCCCCGUCUUUUAGAUCAAACUUCACCAUUUCUAGCACUGCCUCUUCCCCUGGCUACACUUUAAGAGAAGAAAUCGACCCAUCAACCUACUCUUUCACCAAUGCUCUCAAAGCAUUGCAAGCGAGGACGGUUUAUAAUAGCUGGGAAUGUUCAUCUCCAGAUGGGUUUGCUUUGAACUCCAAGUGGAAUGAAGCUGAGAAGUAUAUAUGCAACCCUCUUUCAGGAGAGUUUCCAAUGGAGUGUUUGUCUGCAAAAACACUCAGUGGAAGAUCAUUUCGUAAUUUAACUAACAGAAUUACCAUGUCUGCUCCUCUUGUUUAUAACUCCUCUCACCAUUCACGAAAUAUGCAAACCAAUAAGCCUUCUAUGACUAUGCAAGAAGAAGAUGUAGCUCGGUUUCCAAUUCCAGAGAGCAAAAUGGAGGGGAUGACUAGAGAUGUGGGGACUCAAAGCACACCACCCCAUCUCAGUUCUGCAAGUCCAAGCCCUGCUUCCACCCCUUCAAUCAUUGAAGGAUCGUUAAAACGUUGCGAAGUAGAAGCCAGUGGAGACUCACCUAAUUCUGAUGCAAAGAUCAAAUCUGAGGAAGAGGUUGAAGUGAAAGAAACAAGAGAUAAUAAAGAAGAUAUGCAGAUAAAGAAAAGAGAUGGGUGCAGGUGCAGCAGCAGUAUGCAAGGAGGUUGCUUGUCAUGGAUGAGAAAAAGGCAUAGAGAAAAACACAAACCAAGAAGAAACAAACAUAAUAUCUUUCUUCCUCAUCUUAAAGGGUGCUAAAUAAAAUUAAAAUCAAACAGCUGGAAAUGGUAAAAGAAUAUUGGAAGAAAUCAAGAUUCUUUUUCACUCUCUAUAAGGAAUUGUGUUGUGUGUUUGUGUGGUGGGGAAAAUGAGAGCAAUCAUGUUAUGGCAGAGGAGAAAGAUAGUUUGUUUCUAUGGUAGUUGUUGUUUGAUUAGAGCUAGUAUGCAUUUGCUGUAUUAUUUUUGUUGCUGUUAUGGUGAAAUUGGCUGACAACUUUUUUGCUUCACGUGCAUGCCUUUUGUUUUGGCUUCAGAAUACAGGGGGUUCUCUAGGCCCCUCCUCCAUUUUUUUUUUUCA
Messenger RNA from Pistacia vera, 1326 nucleotides. RefSeq lists its product as uncharacterized. The coding region runs from base 66 to 1007 and encodes 313 amino acids. The record is from RefSeq and is a predicted model, not a curated record. Lineage: Eukaryota; Viridiplantae; Streptophyta; Magnoliopsida; Sapindales; Anacardiaceae. The transcript is spliced from 5 exons.